This is a messenger RNA of Serinus canaria (Common canary), 1227 nucleotides long. Its product is annotated as NAD(P)(+)--arginine ADP-ribosyltransferase 2-like. Gene Ontology annotation, molecular function: NAD+ poly-ADP-ribosyltransferase activity; NAD+-protein-arginine ADP-ribosyltransferase activity. The record is from RefSeq and is a predicted model, not a curated record. Lineage: Eukaryota; Metazoa; Chordata; Aves; Passeriformes; Fringillidae.
AUGACCCUCCUGGCUCACACCCUGGCACUGCUGGCAAUGACCGCGGCCACCGUGACCAUCACAGAGGUGCCCCUGGACAUGGCUCUGGACUCCUUCGAUGACCAGUACCGGGGCUGUACCCCUGCCAUGGCUUCGGCCUUGCCAGCCCUCUACAACUUCGAGUACCAGAAGAAUCCUCACUUUGCCUGGGGCUGGUAUCAUGCUGAUGCUGAGUGGCGCAAGCGGGGCUCUCCUGUUUUCCCUCUGGUGUCCCCAUGGCAGGCCGUGGCUCUCAUGGCCUACACAAUGAAGCACCUCUACAAGGAGUUCAACGCGGCCGUGCGUGUGGCUGGGAGUUCCCGUGAGGAAUACCAGAACAACUUCCACUUCAAAACGCUGCAUUUCCUGCUGACUGAUGCCGUGGUGACGCUGAAGCAUGUUAAGAAUGAGCAGUGUCACCACGUGUUCAGGGGUGUGCGUGACGUUCAAUUCAAGACGCAGCCUGGCCAGAGUGUCCGGUUUGGUCAAUUCACAUCGACGUCACUGAGCAAAGAGAUUGCCCAGAAAUACGGAAGAGACACCUUAUUUGUUGUUUACACGUGCCAUGGUGUGGACAUCCAGUUUUUUUCCUACGAUCCUAGGAACCGUGAGGUGCUGAUCCCUCCCUUUGAGACCUUCAAGGUCACCAAAGUCACUCAGAAUGGGAAGAAGACAAGGAUCAGUCUCCGCUCCACCGGGACCUACAGCAAACACAGCUGUGCAUGGCUGUGGGGUGAUGACACAGUGGUCAUACUGGGGCCAUGGGGAUACCCACUGUGGGACCAGCCACAGGGCCCCCUUCCACCUGGGAGUACUCUUCCUGGCCACCACAGCCCUGGAAGUGGCCACUGGAAUUCUCUGAGCCAUGAGGCCACCAAGGUCACUGAGGUCACUGUGGUCACUGUGGCAGCUGUGGUCACCACGAUCACCAAGACUCCCUGUAACAAGGCUACCACAGCCACUGUGACCACUGUGACCACCAAGGCCAUUGCUGUCCCACACUGGCCACUGUGGCCUCUCUUCUCCAUGGCUCACACCCUGGCACUGCUGGCAAUGACCGUGGCCACUGCAGCCAUCAUGGAAUUGCCCCUGGACAUAGCCCAGGACUCCUUUGAUGACCAGUACCUCAACUGUGGCCCUGCCAUGACUGAGGCCUUGCUGGCCCUCAAUAGCUUCGAGUUCCUGGGGCUCUGCAAUGGGCAGAAUUGA